Messenger RNA from Cariama cristata (Red-legged seriema), 591 nucleotides. RefSeq names its product alpha-1-acid glycoprotein 1-like. The transcript is spliced from 6 exons. The record is from RefSeq and is a predicted model, not a curated record. Lineage: Eukaryota; Metazoa; Chordata; Aves; Cariamiformes; Cariamidae. Bases 1 to 591 code for a protein of 196 amino acids.
AUGCUGGCCCCCCUCGCCUUCCUCCUGGGGCUGUCGCUCGCCCUCGCCGCCGAGCCCCCCAGCUGCGCCCCGCUCGUCCCGGUCACCUUCGACAAUGCCACCAUCCCUCGGCUCCUGGGACACUGGAUCUACAUCGCCGGCUCCUCCAAGUACCCUCCUCACCUAGAGGAGCUGAAAGCGCUGAAACAUGCGACUUUUUCCAUAUUUCCUGGCAGCCAUGAGGACGAGCUCAAUGUCACCGAAAUCAUGAGAAUGAACGAGACAUGCGUGGUGAGGAACACCAGCCAGAUCCACAUCUUUUGGCAAAACUCCACCCUGACACACGUCGAUAACCAGGUGACUUCCACGGCCGUCAUGAUCCAAAGCGACAAGGACCUGCUGAUCCUACAGCACUUGAACGCCAACUUCCCCGGUCUGAGCCUCUCAGCACGGACGCCCAACGUGAGCAAGGAGCACCUGGAGGAGUUCCAAGCCCAACUGCACUGCCUGGGCUUCACUGAGGACGAGACGUUCUUCACUUCUGAAAAGGACGCCUGUCCCCUGCCCGAGGAGAAGACAGACAAAGACAACGCGGAUCCGCAGCUGGGGUAA